Molecule: messenger RNA, 1462 nt
Organism: Paecilomyces variotii
Lineage: Eukaryota; Fungi; Ascomycota; Eurotiomycetes; Eurotiales; Thermoascaceae
Product: PrpF protein
Exons: 2
Coding region: 178-1362 (394 amino acids)
Source: RefSeq, a predicted model, not a curated record
CACCGAACAGCAACCAUCUAGGAAUCAACCUCAGGAGACCUAACCACGGAGGUCUACAAAUUGCGUGUGUAAAUUGUAUGUGGUGCUCGAAUAAUCGUGCCGCUCUUAGCAAAACAUCCUCCCAUUGCUCUGGUUAGUGCAUGACCCUGGCGCUACCAUUGCAAAACAAACAGCGAAAUGUUACCAGCCUACAUAAGGUCGACAUCGCGGAGAGCAUUCUCAACCACCUGCAGCGUGGCUAAGCGACAAAACAGCAUCCCAGCAGCCUACUACCGCGGUGGCACAUCUCGCGCGUUGAUAUUCCAUGAGAAAGAUCUUCCUGCAAAGAGAGAAGAUUGGAAGCCGAUAUUUCUCGGAACAAUCGGCUCACCGGAUUUGAAUGGGAGACAGCUCGAUGGCAUGGGCGGGGGAGUCUCCAGCCUAUCUAAAAUAUGCGUUGUGGCACCAUCGGAUCGUCCUGAUGCUCAGGUUGAUUUCACGUUUGUCCAAGUUGGUGUGAAGAAUAGUGGGAUUGAUUAUGCUGGUAAUUGUGGGAAUAUGACGAGUGCUAUUGGGCCUUUCGCUGUUGAUUCGGGAAUCGUCGAUCCUGCCGAGACAGAAGGCUUGACAACGGUGCAAUUGUACAACACAAACACGGACAAAGUGAUCCAUGUGACGUUUCCAGUUUCUGACGGCGAAGCAGUCGCUGACGGUGACUUCUCAAUCGAUGGUGUAUCCGGCUCAGCAGCGAAGAUACAACUGGAUUUCAUCGAUCCUGCAGGGUCCAAGACCGGAAAACUCCUACCUACUGGAAAUACCGUCGAUAUCUUUGACGGUAUCAGAUCGACAUGUAUUGACGUUGGCAAUCCUUGCAUUUUCAUCAAGGCAGAAGAUCUCGGCGUCGAUGGCACGAUGCUCCCUGAUGAUACUCAGGUGCAUCCCGGCCUUCUGGAACGACUGGAGUCUAUCCGUAGACAAGCUACCGUUGCCAUGGGUAUCUCCAAAACUCUCGAAGAGGUACCUCCGUCAAUACCGAAGAUCUGCUUCGUCUCUCAACCUAAAUCGCAUAAACUCAUCUCCGGUGAAGAGCUGCAUGAAAGCUCCGUUGAUGUGGUCGUUCGUGCGAUAUCGACCGGUCAGCCGCAUAGAGCUCUCCCCAUCACAUCGGGCCUAAGUGUUUCUGCGGCUGCUAAAUUGCCGGGUUCGGUAUUGUCGGAGUGUCUUACUGGUGAUCUUGGUGAUAGGGAGGAGUUGAGGAUCGGACAUCCGAGUGGGAAGCUGGUGGUUGGGGCUAAGUAUAGUGAUGAUGGGAAGAAGCUUGAGAGGGCGACGGUGUUUAGGACUGCGAGAAGACUGAUGGAGGGGAAGGUGUUUUGGAAGUAGGGGGUUUUUAGGAGGGCUCAUGUUGGUUAUCAGAGAUGGAAUAUGCUUGGUUGGUUAUUGUUGAUAUGAUUUUAUAUUAGAUGGGAUCUGCUGGUGUAUG